CCCUCUUCUCGUAUUACCAACUGAAGACGAGCGCUGUGUCUCAAAGGGCUUCUCGGAAAGUCUUGCGUGCCUCGGAUAUACCGGCCCCUCUGAAACGCAGCAAGGUUGCUAGGUAGUCUGACCAAGGACAGUCCCCACAUCAAACUCGUCGUGCUGGUUCAAUUACACUAGGCAGCGGAGGUAAAAAGGAAUCCGGUUCUUGAACGGUCAUCUCUCGAGCAAUCAGCAGCUGAUUAACAGCUGCCCAACCGUAGCGUGGGCCGCCCUUAGCAGAGGAGACUGUCUGCGGGCCAUUAGCACAUGGUUAAAAACCGCAAGCAUGUGAUUGGAUGUUCGCCAACUUUGCUGAUUCUUUUCAGCGGUCUCUUGCUUUCGGCCGACGUCCAGGCUAAGGGCGCUUCAGGAGGUGGUAGCAGUGGUGGCGGUGGUGGGGGAGGCAGGAGCGGUGGGGGUGGCUUCUCUGGAGGCUCCAGUCGCUCAUCUAGCAGCUCCUCAACCUCCUCUUCAACCUCGAGUGCCUCGUCAGCCUCGAGCACUUCUGCCAGCAGGGCAGCACCUGCUGUUGGCUCUGCAGGGACAGCCACAAAACCGGCAUCAAACAGCUAUGUACCCAGGUCUUACAGCGGGCCCACUCGGACAGCAGCCAAUGGGGCCAUCGCGCCAGUCACCCCCCUGACUGGCUACCGGCCCACAGGGGCCGCCGCGUAUCGCCUGCCAGCUUACUCAUCGUCUGCCUACUCCUACUCGAGGAACCGCCCGUUCCUGCACUCGUACCCUUUCGGCUACUCGCUGCUGUUCAUCCCCCUGUACUCAGCCGCGUACACAGGCAACCACUGGGCAGUCUACAAUGAACAAGGCCAGUUUUGGGGCUACGAUGAUGGCGACAUCACAGGGGGUGACUACGACUAUGACUCGGGCGAUGGCCUGCCGUCCGGCUGCCAGCUCAGCAGCCCCCAGGAAGCUUCCUCCGCCGGCGUGCUUGAUUUGGCCGCGCCGGCCCCGGCGCCAACUCUGGCGCUGGCUCCCGGGAACGGCACUGCAUUUGCACCGGCCCCAGCUCCCGCCACUUCUGGCAACCGCACCCGGCAGCUUCUGUGCAAGCCGCUGGCAGCUGCCGUGCAGCAGCAGCAGCCCUACUGGACCAGGGGAAAGAUCGCUGCUAUCGUGAUCUGCAGCAUUUUCGCGCUAGUGCUUCUGCUGGUUAUUCUGUUCUGCUGCGUCCCGGCUUGCUCCAGGUAUCGGCGCAGACGACAGUCCGAGACCCAGAUGACAGCGCAGAAGCCGCAGGAGCAGCAGGGCUAUAAUUAUGGUACUGGGAUCAAUGACUCAAAAUGCAAGGUGUGAACCUGCAGGAGCCACAGUACUAUGAUUAUGGGAUCAAUGACUCUAAAUGCAAGGUGUGAACUGGCGCAUGAUUGGAGCGCCAUUGUACAGACCCCCUCAUUUUGGUGGUGCCCCCCUGACAUUUUUGGGAGUGUGAGCCUUGCUGGCGGAUUGUUUGGACAAAUGCGAUUGGAUGCACAUACUUAAUGCUGUGGAAGAGGAUUGUCGAAGUAUGGCUUUAUUGUACAGAUUGAAGAAGCCCCUUCGGUGAUCUUGAAGCUAUAUUGCAAGAUGGCAGUACACUGACUUGAGUACUCUCUGAUUGCGAGGCCCUGCAGAACGCAUUCGCUCCUGUGAAUUGAGUGAAGUACCAGCAACGCAUGUGUCCUGAUGACUAUUGAGCUGACGAGGGUUGCCACACUUUGUAUAGAUUCUGUAAAACAGAAUGACGAUGC
Coccomyxa subellipsoidea C-169 is the source of this 1778-nucleotide messenger RNA. RefSeq lists its product as hypothetical. NCBI's taxonomy places the organism in Eukaryota, Viridiplantae, Chlorophyta, Trebouxiophyceae, Coccomyxaceae. The transcript has 4 exons. Bases 301 to 1344 code for a protein of 347 amino acids. The record is from RefSeq and is a predicted model, not a curated record.